AUGGAAGCUGCCGUUGACAAGCCCAAGUUUACAGCGGCGGAGAUGGGCCAAGCCCUAACCCUCCUUGAUGCGGAAUUGUCCAAAUCGAAAAACAUCCAACGCGUCAGCCCUGUGAAGAUUAUCUCCUACGGAGGCUUCGUCGGGGUUACCCAUCUUCAAUCAUAUCCCUUAACCGAGAGUAUUGAAUAUAUUCUCGACCCCGCUAUCCUUGACAAGGAGAAAAUUAGGGUCAAGUUGCAGCGUGGAGUCAAGGCAGUUGCUGAAAAGCAUACUCUACCCAUAGAUUGGAUGAAUUCCCGCGUGGAAUUGUUGGCGGUCGGAGACAGCAUCUUUCCUCUCUUCGGCGAAUCGGAGCAGCAGAAUGUUGCACUCUUCCGUGGUAAAAAUAUCAUUGUGUACGCUGCAGAGUGGAAGUGGUCUUUGGCGCACAAACUGAAGAGGUAUGGAUCGGAACUAAAAUCGGUUGACCUCCUUGAUGCGGUUGCCAUCACGAAAGUUCUGGUGCCGGAGAUGAAAGCUGAGCCGCUCUCUCGUGCCUGGUUACGCGAUCUGAAUAAGAUCGUCCAUACCCCCAUCGAGGAGCACGUAAUCGACAGGGUGGCAUAUGAAUUCGAGCAGAUCCAUCGCUACACUGGCAUUUCCUGA
Molecule: messenger RNA, 645 nt
Organism: Xylona heveae TC161
Lineage: Eukaryota; Fungi; Ascomycota; Xylonomycetes; Xylonales; Xylonaceae
Exons: 2
Coding region: 1-645 (214 amino acids)
Source: RefSeq, a predicted model, not a curated record